Messenger RNA from Camelus dromedarius (Arabian camel), 7512 nucleotides. RefSeq names its product zinc finger protein 28 homolog. NCBI's taxonomy places the organism in Eukaryota, Metazoa, Chordata, Mammalia, Artiodactyla, Camelidae. The record is from RefSeq and is a predicted model, not a curated record. The transcript has 8 exons. Bases 386 to 2974 code for a protein of 862 amino acids. Gene Ontology annotation, biological process: regulation of DNA-templated transcription.
UCCUGCACUUCCGGCCGACCUGGUUCCGGUGUUGACAACUUGGCGGGAGGCCGCGAUCUGGAAGGGAGGGAGCGACCGGCCCGGGGUGGAGCCGACGGACGCUGUGUAGACCCAGGAGGGCCCUCGGCUCACCGCCCACCCUCCUGUCGGCGGCGCCGCGACGCAGGCCGGGACUCAGUUUCCCAGAGGGCGCCGCGGCGGGAGGACACGCCCACUUCCGGCGGCGGUGUGGCCCAGGUUCGAGCGGGCCGGAGGGCUGCGGGGUCGGCGUCCCGCCGGGAGCGGCGCGGCGUGGUACCCUCUGGAUGCCGGGCGUGCCCGGGCGCGUGGGUUGUGUCCGCGCGGCCCCUGGGUUGGGGGGAGCGUGUGCGCGCUCGGCGGCGACAUGCGGGGGGCGGCGAGCGCGGCGGCCAGCGAUCUGGGGUCCCCGCCGCGGCGAGGCGCCCCCCGCACAAAGCCCGGGGCGGGCCGAGGCCGGACCGCGGGGACCCCAGCCUCUCUCCCCCACACUGCUCGGGGAAGGCCACGCUCACUAAAUGGACUCAUAUCCAAGGGCCAGCGAGGAGCGGCGACCACGGGGCCUGAGAACGCAGCUCAGCCUUCCAAGGACACUGCCCUUCUCCGGCAGAGGAGGCACAAGCCGGAGGCGGCAGGGACAGGAAUCAAUCGGAAAGCCAUGCCCCAAGGCUUGGUGACAUUUGGGGAUGUGGCCGUGGACUUCUCCCAGGAGGAGUGGGAGUGGCUGGACUGCGCUCAGAGGACCCUGUACAGGAGUGUGAUGCUGGAGAACUACAGGAGCCUGGUCUCGCUGGGACUUUGCGUUUCUAAGCCCGAGAUGAUCUCGUCACUGGAACAGAGGAAAGAGCCAUGGACGGUGAAGAGAAAGUGCACGCGAGGCCAGUGCCCAGACUCAGAGGCUGUGCCGGAGACCAGGGAGUUCUGUCCGGAGAGGAGCCCGCGUGCGGAGAGGCUGGCGGACAGCCUGACGAGCCCGGGGCGCCCCGCGUCGGGGCAGAGCUCCUGGGGCUACGGUGCUCGGUUUGAGGGGCGGCCGGGCUUGGCGACCAUCGCGGACGCGGACACGGCCGCAGACGUCUCCCGGCAGCCAGACCCAGCCCAGCCGAGUCUCUGUGAGGAUGUGAUGAGGGAGGACCACGGUCUGGGGCGCGCAGGACGUGGUGUGUCUCAGCCUGGUCUGGCUUCUUUGCUGGCGCCCGGGAAGGAGCCCUGCACAGCAAAGAGAGAGCUGGCAAGAGGCCUGUCCCCAGGCCAGCGACCUAUACAUGAGACCCAGGAACUAUUUCCAAAGCAGGAUUCCUUUGCUGAAGUGGCAACAGACAGAACUUCAGACACUGACCUGGAGUGUUCUGCUUUCAGAGGAAACUGGGAUUCUGAGGGUCUGUUUGAAAGGAAGCUGGCAGGUCCUGAGACACAAUUCAGGCAAGAGGCAGUCACUCAUAGCAGAACCCUCUCUAAGGAAAGAGAGUGUACGUAUAACAGAUCUGCGAGGUGGUUCCCUUUGGACGUUUCAGAAGAGAGAGUUCAUAGUCAGGAUGCAGUUAAGAAAACGUUCCCCCAGAGUUCAGUGGUAAUAAGACAUGCAGGAAUCUAUGCAGGAAAAAAACUUUUCAAGUGUAAUGAAUGUAAGAAAACUUUUACCCAGAGCUCGUCCCUCACCGUUCAUCAGAGAAUUCACACUGGGGAGAAGCCCUAUAAAUGUGAGGAAUGUGGCAAGGCCUUCAGUGACGGCUCGUCCUUUGCCCGACAUCAGAGAUGUCACACCGGCAAGAAGCCCUACGAGUGUCUCGACUGCGGGAAAGCCUUCAUCCAGAAGACGUCCCUCGUCCGCCACUGGAGGUACUACCACACCGGGGAGAAGCCCUUUGACUGCAUCGACUGCGGGAAAGCCUUCAGCGAUCACAUCGGGCUUAAUCAGCACCGGAGAAUUCACACUGGAGAGAAGCCGUACAAGUGCGACGUGUGUGACAAGUCCUUUCGGUACGGCUCCUCCCUGACCGUCCAUCAGAGGAUUCACACUGGAGAAAAACCGUACGAAUGCGAUGUCUGUAGGAAAGCCUUCAGCCACCACGCUUCCCUCACUCAGCAUCAGAGGGUGCAUUCGGGGGAGAAGCCUUUUAAGUGCAAAGAAUGCGGGAAAGCCUUUAGGCAGAACAUACACCUCGCCAGCCAUCUGAGGAUCCACACUGGCGAGAAGCCCUUCGAGUGUGGGGAGUGCGGCAAGUCCUUCAGCAUCAGCUCGCAGCUGGCCACCCACCAGAGGACCCACACCGGGGAGAAGCCCUAUGAGUGCGAGGCGUGUGGCAAGGCUUUCACCCAGAAGGCUCACCUCGCCCAGCACCAGAAGACGCACACGGGUGAGAGGCCGUACGAGUGCAGGCAGUGCGGGAAGGCCUUCAGCCAGAGCACCCACCUCGCUCAGCACCAGCGGGUCCACACCGGGGAGAAGCCUUAUAAGUGCGUGGAGUGCGGGAAGGCCUUCGGUGACAACUCAUCCUGCACGCAGCAUCAGAGGCUCCACACCGGCCAGAGGCCCUACGAGUGCAUUGAGUGCGGGAAGGCCUUCAAGACCAAGUCAUCCCUCAUCUGCCACCGCAGGAGUCACACGGGGGAGAAGCCCUACGAGUGCGGUGCGUGCGGCAAGGCCUUCGGCCAUCGCCAGUCCCUCAGCGUCCACCAGCGGAUUCACUCCGGAAAGAAACCGUAUGAGUGCCAGGAGUGCCGGAAGGCCUUCAUCCAGAUCGGGCACCUCAAUCAGCACAAGAGGGUGCACACAGGCGAGAGGCCCUACGGCUGUAAGCGAAGCAGGAAGGCCUUCAGGCAGACCGCGCACUGUGCACGCCAGAGAACCCACGCUGGGGACUCGCCCGCACGCCCCUCCCGCCCUCCCGCAUCAGACCCCGGGGACCUGUUGCCCAAGUUUCUCUGGAGCCCACCCUCGCUCCCGGCCCCGUAGUCCCCAGACAGCGCUCCUCAGGUGGACUACUCCAGCAGCUGAAAAACCGGUCCCUCUGCUCUCUUUGUGUUGUUCUGUUUUUGUCCUUUACAAGUUUGCUUUUCAUGUUGCAGUCAGAAUGUUGGUUGUUUAUUUUUUAAGAGAAAAUGUAAUUCAUUUACUCCUCAUGUAAACACUUAGGUUGAGAUCCUACAGGUUGGUUGCUGCAUCAGAUGUGCCCAGCACAGUGGCUGCCCAUACCAGGUGUCCAGAAAUACUAGCUCUUUUGAAAACCUUAAUUUUGGACACUGAAGAGUUUCCAUAGUCGACUCUGACUAAGAAUGAUGGCUGGAGCGAAGCUAGGAGAAACCAGGUGGUAGGUCAGGGACAUGGUUUCGGGAUGGGCAAUGAGGCUUUGCCUGUGUUGGUGGGAAACUUGAUUCCGUGAUGUUGAGUUAGUAUGUGGCUUUUCAUUUAUCUGCGUGAGUGUGAUGAGACCUUGUUGUGGGGAAAUUACUGUACGUCCGACCACAGUCUUACAGAGCGUGUAGAGAACGUGGGUGAGUAGUCCAGCUGCAACAGAAGAACUGUAAGUCACAAAAAGGCCAGGUUUGUACGCCUAAGGUUCAAACUACUGCCGUGUUACUCAAGAAUUAGAAAAUCUGGCACAAUUUGAUCCUUUAAAGUCACCUGGACUUGUGAAUGAAUUCUGUUGAACUUCCAAGGAACCACUAACCUUGAGGUAAACUGAUCUAGACCAUGACUUAGGGCCAAAGUCUCAUUAACUGUUUUUGUAUGGCCUAUGAUUUAAUUUAAAAAAUUUUAAAUGAACAAGUGAAGAGAGUUAGAGUCUAUGACAACAUGAAAAUUAUAUGAAAUUUAAAUUUCGGUUUCCAUCAAUAAAGUCAUAUUGGCUCGCAGCCACGCUCAUUUGUUUACAUCCUGCCUGUGGCUGCUCUCCACUGGCGGCAGCAGAGACGGAGUUGCCUGCAAAACCUUGGAUACUUACUGUCUAUCCUUGUGCAGAAAAAGCUUCCCGACUCCUGCUCCAGUGCAGAGAAAAAUACCUAAACGGUUCUAAUUAUUUCUGUGAGGGUAAUACAACUCUCCCAUCAAAAACAGAAACUGUAGAACAACUUAUGAAUUGAGGUGGAAGGACGUUAUUAAACUACUGAACAAUAGAAAAUACGUCAAAAGGAGAAAUACGGCAUUUUUCUAGAAGAAAUAACACUGUUAAAACGUUUGUAAAUUGCCAUUCACAGCCGAGCCCCAGUAGGAUGUUUGCUCUGACAGUUUUAUAGUUGAAGCAGGACAUUUAAAAAAACAUUUUGGCAUAUAGAGAGGGUAGUUUUUUCAUUAUUGGGAAAUGAUGUAACAGAUGGUUAUCCACUCUCAAAAAAAAAAAAAAGGAGGAAGCACACUUAGACUGUACAGAGAAAAGUAAUACAACUCUGUAUAGCACCGCUAGUUAUGAAGUAAUUUGUCAGAGGCAGGAAGAAGGUAGACUUUAUUAUGGAGCCAUAGAAGACACGGACAAGAGAGUGAGCAGGCGUGUGCAAAGAUUUAAACAUCAGCACAGUGAAAGGUGCCAGAGAGAUGUACAAGACAACAGGCAGAAAAACCCAUAAAACGCGUGUGGAAGAAUGUGUCAUUCAGGAGCAGAGUGCUGUUAAACACACAGAGCAGCGCGGGAAGGUAACAGUGCAUGCCAGCAUGCGUGUCACGGUUGAACUCAAAUGUAUAAAGAAAACUUUCUUAACUCCACUGGUCAGGAAAUUACAAAUUGAAAGCAAAUCUUCUUGACUCCAAUGGAUUAAAAUCUAAGAUUUGGAUCGCGUCCUGUGCUGGUACCAGCACUGGUACACUGUUACCAGUGUGACUCUGUCUCUUCCCGUUUGGGCUGGCCAGGUGGCAUGACUUUUAUCAACAUUAUAAAUGUGCAAUCCUUUUGAAACAGUAAUUCCAGGUCUGGAAAUCUUGAUCGCAUUGGAAUAAAUAGACAGGUAAAAAUAAUGUUUACUGCAAAAUUGUUUUAAUAUGACAAAUAGAAUUUCAUUUUCCUGCCAGGCAGGCUGAUUAAACUGUGAUUAUUCAGAACUGUAUUGAGCAGUUAGUAGAAAGAGAUUAAUCUCUACACAUACUCCUGUGGAGAACUGUCCGUGCACAGUAUAUUAAAUGAAAUAUGUGAUCUGCAGAACCUUACGUGUAAAGCAAUCUUGUAGUCAUAGAGUCAAAGUUAAUAUUGAAUAUAUACGUGUGUGUGUGUGUGUGUAUGUGCAUGUGUGUCUGUGCAUACACACUUUUUCAGCAUACAUGUAGAAACCUGGUUUUGUCUUUACCACACUUUUCUGGCUUCUCCGUUGGCAUUUUCUUCCUCCUGUAUUGUCCUGGUGAACUGUCCGCACGUGUGGCUCAGUGAGGCCAGUCAGGGUUUUCGUUCGUUGUGUUUUGGUUGGAGCCAUGGGGCCGGUAUCAGGCUUUAUGCUUGGCCGUGUGGAUGUUUUCUUUUGGUCAUUCUUCAUUUUGGUUGGUUGGGCCCCUUACUGUACCAGCCGUCACAAAUACGGAAUAUUACUUCCUGGAGUGGAAAUAGGUGGUACUGAGUCAGCCGUGGCAGCACCCUAAGGAUACCUGCAUCUCUACCUAUCAUUCUGACCCAUUAAAACAGUCCCUGCUUCCUCGCGUCCUAGUUUUGUUCAGUUCUCCAAACCUUCAAGGUACCCAUUAUUCUUGUGAUACUUAACUUCUAAGUUAGAGUCAUCAUCUUUUAUUCUCAACCAAAGAAAGCUAGGAUCUAUAGAAACUGAUACCAGAGGAUGAUUGUAGAGAAACCGGGUGUCAGGCGCUGAUAUUCACAGGUCAGACGACAGACAUUUGUGAUCCCUGUUUUGUGUUGGGAAUGGAUGCUCAUGAUACAGCAGGAUCAUAAGCCCACUGCGCACGAGGGGCUGGAUAGCUCUUAUCAAAAACUAAAGGCGACGAGGCAUGCUCGUUGCAGAAGUGUAUGUGAUGCUUGUUAAAAGUGAAAGGCCGCUUGAAAUUCUGACCUGAAGGAGGACGUGGAAAUCAGAUCCUUUCCGUGGCUGCGUUAGGAUCAUCUCGCCCCGUCUAACCACGGGGCUGGCAGUUGCUGAAAGCCACACGCAGCAGUAGAUGUGGGUAGUUGCUGAGCCGUGAUACUUCCUGGAUUCCCGGCCUCGCCACUUCUCUUCAGUGAAGGUGAAGCGCCGGGAAAGAUCUGCAUCCAUGUAACUGGGAUGGGGCUGUCACAGAAGAUUCUAGCAUCUUAGAAAACUUCGACUUUCUCAAACCUUAAGAAACCUCCCUACCAUUCUCUUCACCCUACUUCUCAUGACGGAAAACUCUUGAGUCUGUUCUAGUCCCGCCGCUAUUGCUUGGUUGGUAACCAAAAUGACAUAGUUUGAAGUACAGAAAGAUGAGGAGAUUAAUCACAACCGGAAACAUUUAAUAUCCUUGGCUAACUCUACCAUCGAAAAUCUAGGACACAUUUUUGGAAGUGUAUUCUGAGAGUUAGAAAUUACAGUGCACAAUCGAUAGGGACUUGAAAGAAUUCAGGAGUUUGUAAUGCUGGAUUGGAUCUUUUAUGUCCGUACCCCUCUUCUUCUGCAAGGCCCCCUGUCAGGGUCUAACCGCCUUUCCAUGUUCUUUAGACAUGAAGCACCAGCAUGUUCAGUUUUCCUUAUGUCUCCUUCAGGUCCUGGGACUUCUCGUGAGAGCGGUUACACUUGGAAGGCACGGUGAAGCAGGGCACGUGUAGAAGCUGAGUUACAGGGCAGUGGUUACCCGUGAGAAUACAGUGAAAUGGUCGUAAUUAACCCCUGAACUCUCAGGAAUGCUCUCAUAACUGAUAUUUUCCUUGUAUUUAGUAAUUGAUCCAUAGGGGUGAAACUGCGCUAGGGUUUUGUUUUUAAUUAAAAACACUCAUGGCCUGGCAUCCAAGUCGCACUUUGCCUUGAGUCAAUAGAAGGGGGACUGAAUACUCUUGAAAGAUUGUAUUCAAAGUCAACUACGAACAUUUCCACUGGAAUUCCUGAAAGACUUAACGUUUAUGCUGAGUGAGGGCUUUUGGGGGAAUUCUUACCUCGUGUGGCUUAUAGCAGGUCCACUGACCACAAGCCCACUCUGUGGUUAUUCUCCCAGGUCCUGCGUACGCAGUAUCUGUUAGUGAUGCCUGUGACCUGCGUAGAUGACCCAGGAAGCUUGUGCUUCCCUGUCUGUCGUCCAGAAUGGAUUCUGGAAUGUGACCGCUACGGCUCAUCCUGUGACUCUGUUGGUUCUAGUUGUGACUGUUUGGUUAGUUUUCUCCAGUGUGGUUUGAAUAGGAGUGAUGUGUGUCCCUUGGGGUGUGUUUACUAAGGAGAGGUUGUACUGUCCAGCUGGCUGAAGAGUCUUGAUUGUAUGGAGCCGCAAAACUGCAAGAUGGAAGAACUAACUCUGGGCCCCUAAACCACUGUUUGGAGGAAAGCCUUCAGUCACUCAGGAACACCAGCAAUGGAUUAUUAUGUGAGUGAAAAAUAAACUUAUGUGUGUCCAGGUCA